Parasteatoda tepidariorum (common house spider) is the source of this 1863-nucleotide messenger RNA. RefSeq names its product Phosphoseryl tRNA kinase (gene Pstk). Lineage: Eukaryota; Metazoa; Arthropoda; Arachnida; Araneae; Theridiidae. Gene Ontology annotation, molecular function: kinase activity; tRNA binding. The record is from RefSeq and is a predicted model, not a curated record.
CUUAAAAAGCUCUAAGCUUGCACUUUUAAAUUUGUUGUUCCAAUAAAAAAUCAUUAUUUAGUUGGGCAGAAGUAAUCCCCGGUCAAACAUAAAUAUCUAUAUGCUGUCAAUAAAAUCAUUAGAGAUAGUUAAAUAAAAAUAUUUGUCAUGUCUUGUGUUACGUUAAUAGCUGGAGGCAUAGGCUUUGGUAAAAGCACUUUAAUUUCUUUUAUAGAGAAAAAUAAAAAUGCUCUUUACACAUCGAAUUCGAUAGCUUCUGUUAAUAAAUCACUAUGUAGAAUAAUACUGGAUGAACUUUGCCCGAUUGAAGAACAGGCAGAAAUGAUGAAAUCUUUGAAAGGUUGGAAGUACUUUAGAGCUGAUCUCCUGAUGGCAGCAGAACAUUUCAUCAGUUCAUUACUCAAUUCAAAAUUCAUCAUACAUGGGCCUUUGACUGAAAGGAGCCACCUUUUGCUUGAAAAGCUGAAUAAUUUGAAUAAAAAUUUAGCAAAAAAUAGCAAUUUUGUUUUUCUUGUGGAAGAUAAUUUUUACUACAGAAGUAUGCGGUAUGAAUGGUUCCAGCUAUCCAGGAGAGCCAACGUAGGAUUCUGCCAGAUAUUUCUGGAUUGUCCUCUUGAUGUGGCAAUUUCAAGGAAUGCCAGUCGAGGAUAUAGUAUUCCUGAGGAAAAAAUAAAGAGAAUGCUGACAUUUAUGGAAUAUCCUGAACCUGAGAAAUAUAAAUGGGAGAAAUUUUCCUUAACUUUCAACUCUUCAGGCAAGCUAGAAAAUGAAUCUUUGAAACCAAUAAUUUCCAUAAUGGAGGAAGCUUCUAAAAAUCCUGCUGAAAUGCUGAUAAUGUCUGAUAAGAUUGAAGCCCGAUCCAUUUGUUCAAAAAAUGUGAUUCACCAAGCUGAUAAAGUUCUUCGAAAGUCUGUUUCGAACGUAGUGUUUUCAAAACGAGGCCAAAUACCAGAAGAAAACCUGGCCAAUUUCACAUCUUUCAUUGCUGGUGUUCGCCACACUGUGCUGUCGUUAAUUAAAAAUGGUGAGAUAGAAUUUUCUGGAGCACUUUUGGACAAUUUGAAAUCACACGGAAUAGAGAAGGUUCAAGAAGAGUUUGAGAAAACUGUCACUGAAAAGUUUGAAGAAGUGAUGAAUGAAAAGUUGUUCGAUUGUGGGGUUCUUUUUCCACCCAAGGACAAGGAAUCCCAUAUUUUGUGGAGUCUAAAAGCAUUAAAUCUUGAUGAUUCAUCCAACAGAUGAUAGAAUAUUCUUCUUAUAUAUAUCUAGAAAAAAAAUUAUGUUUAUACAUAUAUAUAUAUAUCUUGUCAACCUUUAAAAAAACUACAAUCCUCUGGGCCGUAUCAAAAGCAUGAAUAUGACAAAAGUGCAAAUAGACAGAUGCAUGUUUUUGAAAUGAUGUGAACAAUGUGUUGACUUGGUUAAAUUUAAAGCUAUGUAGUAUUUCAUUAAAAAAAUGCUUACAUAUAAAUAAAUAUCUUUGCAUACACAGAGUUCUCUCUAGGUAUUAAUAAGGGCAGGGUGCUUCUCACAGAAAAAGGCAGUUUAAAUUUUGAAAAGGCACUCACUUAACCACCGUAAAAUUUAUCAAAAUGUGUAAUACUAUGCAAUAAUUGAAUUUGAUCCUCAACAAUUUUUUAAUAACCAUCUUAUACUGUUUUAUGUAUAUAUUUCAAAAUGUAAACCGCAUUCAUUAAGAGAAAUAUUUGUAGUUUUUAAAAAAUAAUUGAAUACAUGCUAUAAGACAAUCUCUGUGUCUAAAGAUUUUUUUAAAAAAAGUAAACAAAGAAUGAUUAAUUAAUAAGCAACUUUUUUCUAUAUCAGAAAAUUAUAACAUACUGAACAUUUAAAGGCGAUUUUUUU